CUGAACUCCGCCCCCUAAUUAAAUCCGGCCGCGGCCGCCACCGUCUCCGCAGCCGCCGUGAUGGCGUGACCUUCGCCUGGCGUCAAUCAAGUUCCGUGACGACGACCGACCGCUGCUGCGGGCCAAGGUGCCGGUCGGCGUGCUGGGGCUGCCCUUCCUCUCGGGCCUCGCGGCUGGGGGCGACGCCAAGGACCUCCGCUUCGACCUCUCCACGGCGUUCCCCUCCGGCCCAGCGCUCCGCCUCUCGUACCGCCCCAACGACCCGCUCCAGCCCUUCGCGCUCUCCGUCCGCACGGGGCUGGGCCCGCUGGGCUCCCCGGCGCGCGCGCCCUUCGCGCUCGCCGCCGAGUUCAACCUCCUCUCCUCCAACGCGCCAGCCUUCUCGCUCCUCUUCAAGCCCCGGAUCGGGGACUUCGGCCUCGCCAGCUCCGUCCGCUCCCCGCCGUCGCCGCCGCCCGCGCCGGCCCAGGCGCCGCUGGCGAUCAAGAUGGCCGACCUCACCACCAAUGGCGACGACCACGACCGCGACGCGCACGCGCAAGCGAACGGGUUCUCCUUCGCCGGGAACGGGUUCGCGGCGAACGUCGCGGCCGCCGCGGGGAGGGGCGGUGGCGGGGUGGGCGCGCUGCUGUCCGGGAUGCAGCUCACCACCAGGAGCGUCCUGCCGCUGUGGAGCAAGGCGAGCCUGCGGUUCCAUUGGGGGCUGCGUGUGCCGCCGGAGCUCAAAGCUGCACUCGCCGACGAUGGCUACGGGCGCAAGGCCGGUAGCCUUGCCAUCAGCAAGCUGCCGCUGCUGGUGAUGAACAAGAUCACCAUUGAGCAUACGCCCAAGGCGUCGUCACAGUCUGAAACAGACAAGAAGAGGAAGAAAGACGCCCCUCCAGCAGGCGAGGGAGAGGAAUUCUCAUUGAUGAAGCGGCAGCUGGAGGCGCUGAGCACCGAGAGCACAUUACUGCAGCGUGCGGUAGCGGACCUGCGUGCUGAGCUUGGGGCUGGCAAAGGCGAGGGUCGCAGGCUGCCAGCAGCACUGCCUGCUCCGCAACAGCCAUUCGUGUCGAAACCAGAUCGCCAUUACCAUAGCAGUGGGAAGGAACUGGUGGACAGUGGACUGAAACCGGCCUCGGAUGAAGCAAGCGAGGAGUUGAAGAAGGCGCUUGAGGCCCGCCGGAAGUGAGGAACUAUGCUAGGGUUUGCUGACAUUGCAAUCUCUGCAAUUUGACAUGGUUGCUGUCUGCCGUGUUAAGUUUUGUGCUUAAUAAUAGACCGGGAAGGGCAGUUCACAUCCCUAGCUGGAAGCAAGUGAGGUUCCCAUAGGUGAUGUCAUGGCUUUGCCUCAAUCUUACAAUUUUAUUACAUUUGAUUGUGUUAGGAUGUCUUGUUCUGUAUAAAUUCGUGUUUUUCAAUUCUGAAUGAAUGGAUGAUUAGCUUUUGCAA
Setaria italica (foxtail millet) is the source of this 1434-nucleotide messenger RNA. RefSeq lists its product as uncharacterized. Lineage: Eukaryota; Viridiplantae; Streptophyta; Magnoliopsida; Poales; Poaceae. The record is from RefSeq and is a predicted model, not a curated record.